AUGACCAUUGAAUCCUCGUUCGCCAUCGACAGCCAGUUCUUGGCCGACCAGAAGAAAGUCAUCCGGGAAAGAAUAAUUCCCUGGGAAGGCUUAUCGAGAGCCAACAUCAUUAGUGAAGAUGAAGCAAACUACAUUAAGAUCUUGGAAAAACAAUCGACGGAAAACAAAAACUCCACCAUCGCCAACCAGGUCAAGUUGUACGCCAGCACCUUGUUGAACUUGUUGAACAAGUUGGACAAUAACCCCAGAGACGAUGUGUUGAAAAGUCUUUUAUGUUUAGUCAACGACUUGUUAAUUGACUUACCGGAGUUUGGCGAUGAGUUGAUCAAGUUGACCGACGUCGAUGCUGCCUUGCCAUUUGAGCCAUUUGUCAAGUACUUGGGCCAUACCGACCUGGUCAUCAAGACGUUGUCGUUGUACAACUUGACGGUGUUAUUAGUGAAGGCUUCAGCCACCAAGGCCAUUGACGACGAAAUCGUCUCCAAGGCAUUCAGGGAGCACACGGUGUUGAUUCACGGUAAUGAUGUGAACUACAAGUUCAUCACCAUUCAGUUGUUGCAGUAUUUGCUCAUCAUAAAGCCGUUUAAGUUGGUGUAUUUGAAGACCGACUUCGCCAAGAACUUUAAGAGCUUGGCCUCCAUCAUUGACUACUCGGUUGCCAAUGAAAACCUCAUAAACUCGUCCAACUUGCAGCUUAUCUACAACACCUUGUUGAACAUCUGGAUAUUGUCGUUCAAUCCCAAGAUCAAUAAGUUGAUUUACCAGCAGAAUCCCCAACUAAUUGGUGAUUUGUUGACGUUAUCCAAAGACUCCAUCAAAAUAAAGAUCAUUCGGAUCUCUGUGUCCAUCUUAAAGAACUUUGUGUCGAUUGUCGACCUGUCAAGUGACAAAUUUAAGAUCAUUAAGGUGAUUUUGCACAACGAUGGGUUGAGCUUGAUCACCAACUUGAAGAGUAGAAAAAUCAGCUCCAACGGGUCCGACGAAGAAUUGACCGGCGACUUGAACUACUUGUUCGAUGAGUUGAACGAUAUCGUCAAGAACAAGUUGACAUCGUUUGACGAAUACUUGACAGAGUUGGAAACCCCCAAUUUACUCAGCUGGUCUUCUCCCACCCACAAGUCUUCCGAAUUUUGGUUGGAAAAUAGCAACCAGUUCAAGGAAAACAACUUCAAGUUAGUUAAGAAAAUCUUCGAGGUGUUAGGCACGAACCUGGAUAACACCAACUUGCAAAAGGUGAUUUUGUUGAGUGAUUUACAGUACUUGAUCGGUAACUUGGGCCAGGAUUUGGUCGACUUCAUCAAUGGCAACAAGGAUUACAAGUUGUUGAUCAUGAACUUGUUGGACACCAACAACGACAAUGAGUUAAAGUACCAGUCGCUUAAGACCAUCCAGUUAUUGGUGGGUCACACCUACUAA
This is a messenger RNA of Yamadazyma tenuis ATCC 10573, 1416 nucleotides long. It is a transcript of the gene VMA13, whose product is annotated as H(+)-transporting V1 sector ATPase subunit H. Gene Ontology annotation, biological process: proton transmembrane transport. Gene Ontology annotation, cellular component: vacuolar proton-transporting V-type ATPase, V1 domain; fungal-type vacuole membrane. The record is from RefSeq and is a predicted model, not a curated record. NCBI's taxonomy places the organism in Eukaryota, Fungi, Ascomycota, Pichiomycetes, Serinales, Debaryomycetaceae. Gene Ontology annotation, molecular function: proton-transporting ATPase activity, rotational mechanism.